Hansenula anomala is the source of this 1719-nucleotide messenger RNA. It is a transcript of the gene PRP39, whose product is annotated as Prp39p. Gene Ontology annotation, biological process: RNA processing; mRNA 5'-splice site recognition. Gene Ontology annotation, molecular function: protein binding. Gene Ontology annotation, cellular component: U2-type prespliceosome; U1 snRNP; commitment complex. The transcript has 2 exons. The annotation marks the transcript as partial. Lineage: Eukaryota; Fungi; Ascomycota; Saccharomycetes; Phaffomycetales; Wickerhamomycetaceae. The record is from RefSeq and is a predicted model, not a curated record.
AAGGACUCAAAUAUCAAUGAUCUUGCUUCAUGGGAUGCCUUAGUUGUUUUAACUGAACAAUUGUUGAUAAAAUAUCCAUCACCAACAGAAAUCAUAAAACAAACAAUAACUAAAACAUUUGAUGAAUUAUUAACAAGAUUCCCCUUAUUUUUCGGGUAUUGGAAGAAAUACGUUUCAUUAAUAUAUCAAAUCUAUGGGAUUGACGAAUCAAUUAAAGUGUUGGUACGUUCUUUAGAUUCAUUCCCUCAAUCUUUAGAAUUAUGGUUAGAUUAUAUGACAAUUUUAAUAUCAAAUUUUAAUGAAGAUAAAGAGAAGAUUAGAUUUAAUUUUACAAAAGGUUUGAAAUAUGUGGGGAAUCAAUUUUUAUCACAUCCAUUAUGGGAUAAAUAUUUGGAAUUUGAACAAAAUGAAGGAAAUUUAAAUAAUGUAUUGAAAAUAUUAUUACAAGUUAUCAAGAUCCCAUUACAUCAAUAUUCCAAAUAUUAUCAAAUGUUUUUGACAACAAGACAAUCAGACAAGAUUAAACUAGUUGAUGAAUAUUUCAAUAAUGUAUUUUUAAACACACAAACUUAUGUUGCAGAGAUAUGGCCAUUUGAAUCACAGAUUAAGCAAUCAUUCUUCACAUUAUCACAUGUAUUUAAGCAAGAAUUUGAUAAUUGGGAUAAUUAUUUAAAUUUCCAAAUUACAAAACAUUCAAAUACUUCAAAUGAUCUAACUAAACAACAAACAAUUUCCACAUUUGAAAGAUCAUUAAUACCUACUGCACUUUAUCCUAAAUUUUGGUAUAAAUAUCUUGAUUGGUACUUGGAUAAUUAUCCUCAAGAAUUUGAUAAUAUCAAUUCAAUUUAUCUCAAGGCUGUUAAUUUAUUCAUCCCUAUAAAAUUCAUUGAUAUAAGGUUAAACUAUGCAUUGUUUUUACAAGCUAAUAAACAAGAUCAUGACAAAAUCCAUGAUGUUUAUUUAUCAAUAAUAAGUUAUGUUCCAUAUGAAUUCAAACCUAUUAUAAGAUAUAUAAGGUUUUUAUCAUCACUCAAUAAUUCAAAUCAUAAGAAAACUUGUGAGAUUUUAGAAUCAAUAUUGGCAAAUUAUUUCAAUAGACAAAGGAAAAUGGAAUUAGAGUAUCAUUUAACAAGGUUUAUCAAAUUAUUAAAUGAUAAAACAAUAAGUAUAAUAAUUGUGGAAUUGAUUAAAAUCAAUUGGAUCUUUAUAAAAAACCAUUUAAAUGUUAAAAAAAAUUUAAAUUAUUAUUCAAAAUUUGAAAUAUUGAAUGGUUCAAUCCCAUUCUGGACAAUGAAUUAUAAAUAUCAUAAACAAUAUCAUGAUUUUAAAAACCUAACCAAGAUUAUUGAAUUCAUUAAAAAUGGUUCAUCAUUACCAAUAUCCACAAUAACAUUAAUCUUAACAGAUUAUACUGAAUUUCUCAAGACAAAUCAUCAAUCAGAUUCAUCAAUUUCCAUAUUUGAUUUAAACAACCACACCAAGAUCUUACAACUCGAGGCAGAUUUAUCAAAUCCUUUAGAAUCUCGUUUUAAAAUGGAUCAUCAAUUACAAAAAAGACAAAAAAGACAAAGUGGACAUCCUGGUGUUUUAAUUGAUAAACCUGAGAUCACAAACACUUUAAUAGAUUCACCAAUUUCGAGAACAAGGAUCCCACCAUUGCCGACUUUUAAGAAUGUCGAGAAGGCUAGUUUACCUAUUGAGUAUACACCUGAUGAAUGA